AUGGUGGAUGAUAAAAAAGAAAGAGAAAGGCAACAGGAAUGUUUAAGGAUGUUUAGGCAUUAUUUUCCGGAAAUGGACAGAGGACAGGGCGUAUUGUCUAAAAUUAAGGGAGACCUAGAAAAAAUUAAAAAAAUAAAUGAUCUAGAAGAAAAAUAUCAAGAGGCUAAUUUACAAAUUGAAGCAAUUAAGCAGCAAGAAAAACAAAAAGAAACUGCUAAGUCAGAAAAAGUUACUAAAUCUAAGUUAAAAACCAACCAAACUCAAUCUAAAACUGCGUUUAAAAAUACUCAAUCAACUCAAAACCAAACUUCGCAAAAAGAAGAAUAUAUUUCCUGCACUGAAUGCCUCCAAGAAAUCAAACCAGGAGUUAAAUAUCAUUAUCACAAAACUAAAAAAGAUGAAAAAGAAAAACAAGAGCAAAAAGAGUUAGAAACUCCAUCAACAAAAGAUUAUUGUGAAACUUGCGGGGUUGAAUUAACUGGUAAAGAUGGAGAAACUAAUAUACAUUGUGCUCCUUGUUGGGAAAAAGAGAUAGAGAAG
This is a messenger RNA of Racocetra persica, 540 nucleotides long. NCBI's taxonomy places the organism in Eukaryota, Fungi, Glomeromycota, Glomeromycetes, Diversisporales, Gigasporaceae. The record is from the annotation of a GenBank genome assembly.